This is a messenger RNA of Cloeon dipterum, 4401 nucleotides long. Its product is annotated as proteoglycan 4-like. The coding region runs from base 202 to 4086 and encodes 1294 amino acids. NCBI's taxonomy places the organism in Eukaryota, Metazoa, Arthropoda, Insecta, Ephemeroptera, Baetidae. The record is from RefSeq and is a predicted model, not a curated record. Gene Ontology annotation, molecular function: protein binding. The transcript has 7 exons.
AUAAGCGUCGCAACGGCGAACCGCUGAUAUAAUGUGCUGAUUGUUGGUAUUCCGAAUUUGCCGUCGCCGAAUCUUCGUGGCAACCGUGCCAAUCAUCCGCGUUUCUCCGACCAGGGCCCGGGUCCGACUUUCGACACCCUUUCGAUUGAGGGAAUUCGCGAAAUUCGUCGCCAAGAUUUGUGUUUACAACAGAGAUAAAAUAUGACAGGUAUAAUGGGGCCGUUUGGGACGCUGGCCAUCGAGAAGAAAAAUUCGACGUACAAAGUGCCACUUAACAAUAGAAUUACUUGGAUUGGCAGUGACUCAAGUAACUGUGACAUUCGCAUCCACAAGCCUGAUGUAUUGCCUCAACACUGUGCCAUCCAGUGCAACGAGUUCAAAGGAGUGAAAACAUUUUCACUACAAUGCAACGGCGAGGUGAGCCUGAACGGAAACAAGGUGUCAGGACUGCAGCCACUUACAGACAAUGACUCAAUUGUUGUGGUAGACCGUUUGCUGGUUUGGGGCGCUCCGGGCAGUGGGGCUCCGGCGCCCGCCACUCCACAAGCUCGCAAGUCGAUGCCUGCCAAGAAGGACUCACCCACCAAGAAACUAAAGAGGCCUUUGAAGAGACUCAGCGUGCCCUUCCCUGCCGACAAGGAGGGCAAGAAAGGAAGGAAGAGCAUGCCAAAGACCGCAGCCAUGAUGUUCCUGAUGGCCAGGAGGUCCCUUGGAGGAAGCGCAAUCAGGCAUACAGGCCUGAAAACUCCCGCCAAGACAAAGACACCCAAGAGUUCAAGGUUGACUGUCAAACGUCCUGCUGCAGACCAGGCUGAUUCCACUCCUAAAUCGGCGGUUGAGGGUACUCCUGCUAGAACGUCAAGACCUCCUAAAACGCCGAAAACCGCCACAAAAAUUGCGCCAUCAACUCCCCAUACUCCUGCCAAAACUCCAAAGGCCUCCAAAACCCCAAAGCCAACUCCAGCAAAAACCCCCAGAGCCGUAAAGAAUAUUACCAGUCCUCAGGUGACCCCAGCCAAAAAAGCCAGUCCAGCAAAGAGUGCCUCUCUUGGAAAAACACCGAGACCUGCUGAGGCAACCCCAGUGAAAACACCAAAACCUGCAAAAAGUCCUGUCAAAGCUGCUGACCAGUGGGUUUCUGGUUUUAAUACAGUGUCCCAAAUUCCAUCAUUGAUCAAUCAGCUAAAGUCUGCUAAGAAGGCAACGCCUACCAAGACUCCCAAGGUCAAAGCAACCCCUAAGGCCAAGACUCCCAAGUUUUCGCCAGCCAAGAAGACUCCUUCUCCUAAAAAGCAACUUAAUGUUGCCUCUGCUAAGAAGUCACCUACUAAAACUCCAGCUUUUACUUAUGCGGAACCAAUUCCUGUGUCCCUGCGAAAAGCAGCAAUAUUAAAUGAGGCAUCAAAAGAAAUGACCCAGUUUGAGUUUGGCAGUCCUCUCCCCAAGAGCGGCACCAAGAAAACGACUCCCAAGAAGAAGGGAACUCCUCAAAAGGUUAUCCCUGAAACGCCUGAAGCUAAACCUACAUCGCUAAAAGCAGUGACACCAUCGCCAAAGAAGUCUGUUGCAACUAAGAGAACUGGAACGCCCAUUUCCAAAAAGCCUGGCACUCCUACGCCAAGGAAAAAAAGCCCAACAUCUACUACCAAGCUGUUGGCGUCUUCUGCCAAGAACGUGCUUACCCCUGUAGCUGAGAAUAUACAAACUCCAGAGAAGGCCACUCCAAAGGACAAGAAAGCUGCUGCCACGCCCAAGGAAACACCAUUCAAGACCCCCUCUGCCAAGGCCACCAAGGUGAACGCAUCUCUGAGCGAAACUCUGGUUUCAACUCCAAGCAGCACCCGGUCUUCUAGGCGAGGCACCGUUAAUGACUCGGUGUUAAAUGCCUCAACGACCGCCACCAUCUCUUCGUUGCCCGACCUGAGUAGCAGUAGCACUCACUCCACUGGCCGCCGCAAUUCUGGCUUAAUCAUAGGCGUUGACCUUUUCCCAGGAAUCAACACCCCCACUCUGAAGAAAGUGCGCAACAUUUUCCACCAACAAGCUGAGCCCGCCAGCCCGAGGUUAACGGGUGUCAAGGAGAUGUUUGCUGACAAGGCAAAGGCUGCCAGUCCUCGGCUGCAGGGUGUUAAGGAAAUGUUCAAGAGCCCCAAGGUUAGCAAGGCCUCACCCAGGUUGGCCGGCAUCAAGGAGAUGUUCCGCGUGGACGAGCAGUCAACACCCAAGUUGACAGGAAUCAAGGAAAUGUUUGCCACUGGCGGUCACGUCAGUCCCAAAGUGGUCAACCUGAAGAAGAUGUUCAGCAACCUCAAAGCCGCGAACUCACCAAGACUCAGUGGUGUUCCAGACCUGUUCGCUGCUGCAGCUGCCGACGUUUCCACUCCUGUUUUGUUGAAAUUAGUGCGAAAGGCAAAGGCGACUCCUCAGGCCAGCGGCUCUGCAAAGAAGGGCAAGAUUACCACCCCUAAAGCUGAGACUCCACUUAAAGCAGAUACUCCAAUGCCGAAAGCAACUACCCCGAAGGCUGCCACUCCCAAGGUGGCUACUCCUAAGGUUGCAACUCCCAAAACACCAAUUUUGAAAGCCCGCACUCCAAAAACAAAGACACCGGAGAAGGAGACAGCCAAUGAUACCACUCCAACCAUUAUAAAGAAAACUGCUACUCCCAAGUCAGUGAGCCCAAAGAAGGUUUUGACGCCUAAAGUUGCCACCCCAAAGGCCAGAACCCCCAAGGGUACCACGCCCACAGCAUUCAAAAAGUCGAUCAGUCCAAAGAAGGCUGCCACACCUAAAAGGUCGGUGAGCCCGAAAAAGGUUGUCACUCCAAAGGUGAAGACACCAAUAGCAAAACCAGUCGCUACUCCAAAUCCAAGUGAGGUAGUGUCAGAGGAAGCUAAACUGAAGGUACUGUCGGCAAAGAAGACUCCCGCCAGUAAAGGCAGAGCAAAGGCCGUCAAGAAGAUCGCCUCACCAAAAACUACAUCGCCAAUCAAAAUGGCGGCUCUGAAGGCCAUCGCUUCACCUGUGAAACAGAAAGUAGUUGAAGAAGCAGUUGCAGAGGAGCCUACCACAAAAUCUCCUGCUAAGAGGAAGAGCGAGCUUGCCGAAGAAUUGCCAAGCGCUAAGAAGGCCAAAACACCAAGGACAACCAAGAAGGUCAUCUUUGAGACGCCUGCCAAGGAGUCCCCCGCGCCGACAAGGGCGAGGAGAGGCGCUGCAGCCAAACAACCGGCUGUUGAGGAGGCCAAGACUGCUAGCCCCAAGAAAUCCAGAGCCAGGGGUAAGGUUGCCGCUGAGCCGGAAGCAGCCAUUGUGGAGGUGGAGUCCCCAAAGAAGGCGGGUAAGGGCAGGGGAGCCAAAAGGGUGGCCGAUCCUGAGCCAGAGGUGGCAGAGUCCGCGCCCAAACGGGGCAGGGGAAGGGCCGCCGCCAAGGAAGAGACAGUUGCCAGCCCAGCUAAACCCACAAGGGCCACCAGAGGCAAGAAGGUCGUGGAGGAGGCCAAGGCAGAGACGCCCAAGAAGCCAACACGUGGCCGUGCUGCAAAAAAUGAAAAUGCGUCAAGCACCAAGGAAGCCGCCGCCGAGGUUGCCGAGAAUCCCGCACCUAAGAGGGCUGCUAGGAGCAAAAAGGCCGCUGCAGAAGUGCCAGAAGAGUCCAAUACCAAGAAGCCAACAAGAGGCAAGAAGGCCGUUGAAGAGGCCCCUGCCGAGCCCACUCCUAAGAAGGCUACAAGAGGCAAGAGGGCCGCCGCAGCUGUCGCAGAACUGGAGGUGGCCACUCCCAAAAAAACGCCUAAAAGAGGAGGUAGAGGAAAGCAGGCGGCCAUAGUGGAAGAGCCAGAAGAGGGAGUUGCUCCCAAGAGAGGCCGAGGCAAGAAAGCAGCUGUGCCUGAACCAGAGCCAGAGGUCAUCGCUCCCAAGAAGGGCAGGGGCAAAGCCACACCCAAGGAAGAGGCCGUCGCCACUCCAACACCCGCUAAGAGUUCCAGGGGCAAGAAAGUCAAAGCUGAAACGCAGCCCAAGGCAGCCAGCCCGAGAAAAGCAGACGCGGCCACGUCUCCUAGGAAAACGCGAUCUAGAAAGUGAGUGUGCAAAGUUCAGCGUUUUUCUGUAACGGCCGUGUAAUUAUAUGAAUUGUAAAGCAUCCGAAAUUGUGCUAUGUUGAUUUGCCUGCGUGUUUUAAUAAAAUGACUUACAUCGAAUUUGUACAAUGUUCCAAGUGUUCAUAGGGACUGGCUUUUUGGUGAAACUUUAUCUUGUACUCAUUGUUCAAUCAUAUGCCUUGGACUUUUUAUUUAAGUCAUUGUAUUUAGUUCAUUGAUGAAAAACAAAUUAACACAGACAGAUACUUUGCAUUUUACAUUCUUGAUAAAUAAAUACAUAACGUGAAUAUCAAAAUAA